Molecule: messenger RNA, 1131 nt
Organism: Vitis vinifera (wine grape)
Lineage: Eukaryota; Viridiplantae; Streptophyta; Magnoliopsida; Vitales; Vitaceae
Product: ABC transporter C family member 3-like
Exons: 1
Coding region: 1-1119 (372 amino acids)
Biological process (GO): transmembrane transport
Cellular component (GO): vacuolar membrane; plant-type vacuole
Molecular function (GO): ATPase-coupled transmembrane transporter activity
Source: RefSeq, a predicted model, not a curated record
AUGGUGGGAUUCGAAGCCAUGGUUACGUAUUCAGGUACUGGUUUUCUGCUAAACCCCGUCUUUUUACGUGCAUUUUCUGCCUCAUUGCAUCUAGUUUUGUUGCUUCUCCUAUUUGUAUCAUGGGUGUGCAAGAGAAUCAAGGGGGGUGCUCCUGAAAAUUGUAAGAGGACUAGGUUUUUGUACUAUAAGCAAACGUUUGCUUGCUGUCAGGGUCUGUCGCUGUUGAAUUUGUUGUUGUGUUUUUUGAACUACUUUUAUUGGUAUAGAAAUGGCUGGUCUGAUGAAAGGCUGGUGACCCUUUUGGAUUUAGUGCUCAGAACACUUGCCUGGGGAGCAGUUUGUGUAUAUUUGCACACUCAAUUCAUUGGUUCUGUUGAACCAAAGUUCCCAUUUUUGUUAAGAGUUUGGUGGGGAUUUUACUUCUCCAUCUCAUGUUAUUGCCUUGUUCUAGAUAUUGUCAAGAGACACCAGUCCCUACGAAUUCAAUAUUUGGUGCCCGAUAUUGUCUACGUCAUAACUGGUCUGUUCUUGUGCUAUUCGGGAUUUUUGGGAAAGAAUCAAGGCGAGGAAUCGAUUCUUAGGGAACCCCUUUUGAAUGGUAGUACCAGUAUAAGUAGAGUGGAGUCUAAUAAAUCCAAGGGGGAAGCAACUGUGACCCCCUUUUCAAAAGCUAGUUUUUUUAGCCUUCUUACUUUCUCUUGGAUCGGUCCCUUGAUUGCUGAGGGUAACAAGAAAACAUUAGACCUUGAGGAUGUUCCUCAGCUUGAUACCAGCAACAGCGUUGCGGGGGUCUUUCCAGCAUUUAGUAAUAAGCUCCAGUGUGAUAGUGGUGGAAGUAGUGGAGUGACCACGCUUAAGCUGGUGAAAGCAUUGAUCUUUGCAUGCUGGGCAGAAAUCCUAUUGACGGCUUUCUUGGUACUUGUAAACACAUUAGCAUCUUAUGUUGGGCCCUAUCUUAUUGAUACCUUCGUUCAAUAUCUCAAUGGGCGAAGGGAAUUCAAAAAUGAAGGCUAUCUUUUGGCUAUGGCUUUUUUUGUUGCGAAGCUUGUUGAGUGCCUUUCAGUGAGGCACUGGUUCUUUAGAUUGCUCAGUCUCCUUGGAUACAGAGUGGCAAGAUAGAAGAGAACAUCU